GCGGCGGGAUGCGCUGGGGUCUGGGCGGCUGGCGGGCGCGGCGGCUCCUGUGCCUGCCCGGUCCCCGGCGGGGCCUGGCGCAGGGGCGGCGGCGGGGCGUGGAGGCGGCGGCGGGUACGGCCGAGGCCGAGGCGGACGGUGGCGGUCCUGUGCCCUUCUCGGCCAGCAAGGCCAGCCCGCGGGUGUGGAGCGUCAGCCGGUCUAUGGGGAGCGACCACGAGCGGCCCUGGGGGAAGGUGCUGCCCGUGAGCCUGCUGUGCGCGGCGCUGCUGCUCUGGUGUGUGCUCAGGGACAAAACGGAGAUCGAUGAGCGACUGGAAGCCGUUUUCUCCGAUCAGAUCGCGGACCGUGUAGAUGUGAUCCAAAAAAGCAGCGCCGCCUCACAGCCGCAGAAGGAGAAAUGAGAAUAGCGUAACUGUAGCGAAGGAGCUGCCAGAAGUCUGCUGUCAUUCAGCUGCUUGCUCAGACACUUCCAUGGGAAAACUUGGGUUUUUUAGUCUAUCACGGUGCUUACCUUGCAAGCAUGAUUCCUUUAUAUUUCACAGAUGCUUCCUGCAUUUUUCUUAUUUUAGUAGUUUGCAGUAACAGCUGAAGAAAUUUUUUUUUCUUCAGUGGGGGUGAACAGGAUGUACUACAAGUCAACUUGUAUUUGAAGGUACAUUUUAGAAAACUCAUUUCUUUUUCACUGAUAUUUUUUCCUUAGAUGCUAAGUGUAUUAAAAUAUCGAAGUUGUCACUCUGUAAAAUCACUACUGAAAGUGACCUUCAUUUGACAUUUUGCUAGUCAUGGAGUAUAUUCAAAUUACAUUGAAAAAAACUCUGUAAGCACUAUGAAUUGUUAAUAUAUGAUUUUAACUUCAUGUUUUGAUUUCUUUAAUCAACUACAUAAGGUAGCAAUUACUUCCUUUUGCUCUUCUAAGGCAUUGUUAGUAGAUGUUUUUUCUGUUCUGGAGUGUUUUACACAUUCCUCAUUUUGAUGAUCUUGAACAGGAAGAGGCAUUUUUGCACGAGAUCUAAAUGAUUGGUUUUGUAUUAUAUUGGAGGGGGAACCCCCUAGUUUCACUGAAGAGUUUAGUAUCUAGUUUUUCCAACAGAUUCGCAGAUAUUCAAACUUGUUCACUCUGGAAACUUCCCUUGCAGAGGAAGAAUCUAAGCCACUAUUAUUUCUGUUUUCCUUAAAAUAAGAUGUAGUUUUAUGAACCUUCCGAAGGUAAAAGUACAAAGCUCUUUUCUGUCUUAUAUGCCAUUAAAAUACCUAACUACCAAAAAAAAAAAAAAAAUCAUAGCAACAGCUAAUAAGGUGAUGUGCAGCUACAGAGAAACUGGCUAGUACUGUUUUUCUCUAAUGCUGCCGAUUAGACUUUGAGCAACAUCCAGUUCUACUAGUGAUGCUUGAUUCUGCUGUAGACUGUAGGUGUCUUAGCCGGAUGGUGCCUAGUUAAAAUGGAGUACAAUCAGUUUGGUACUGUCGCAGGAUUUAAUCUUUCUUGGAAUUCAACUUUUGCUGCAGUAGAAUGUUGUGAACGGAUACAUGUGGGGAGUGUGCUGGUGAAUAUAUCAGCAAUCAUGGAUUUUAUUGAAUUGAAACAUACUAUUUCUCUGACUAGUCUUACUCAAAAAGCCUUCUUUCUCCACGUUCUACUAAGAGAAUGAACCCAACAAUUUACUGGUCUGCUUAAGAAAUAAAGGGCUGUUUCUUUGUGUUUGCCUUAUUUUCAGGUGCUAUGAUAGUGCUUAAUAAAGACUCUAUUUGUAAAA
This is a messenger RNA of Rhea pennata, 1757 nucleotides long. Its product is annotated as ubiquinol-cytochrome c reductase complex assembly factor 4. The record is from RefSeq and is a predicted model, not a curated record. The transcript has 2 exons. The coding region runs from base 9 to 404 and encodes 131 amino acids. Lineage: Eukaryota; Metazoa; Chordata; Aves; Rheiformes; Rheidae.